GGCCCGAGCUCGACCCGAACGCCGGCCGAAGUGGCACAGGGAAAUUCCAGCGAAGGAAGGAAGGCUGCCGGGCGGGCGGGCUUCGCAGGCAGAGCGCUGAGCGCGCCAUGGCGAACAGUGAAGUUAGUGCAUGGCAUGAGAGAACACGUCCCUGCGUACCGUCGGUGAGGAGGCAGCGCUGAGAUGGUCUACCCGGCAGUUCUUCGCAACUAUUCUGAAUGCUGAAUACAGCCGAAAUGUGGUGUGAUGUUCAGACCCCGGUAAUGAUGGGACUCCAGGCCACCGCCACCAAACGGAAACUCGAGGACGGCGGGGGUGGUGCCGACGCCGAGGACGGCGACUGGGCGCCGCGGCCGCAAGCCAAGGUGGUCCGGACGGAGGCCCCCGACGCCGACGACUGGGGCGUGGACUCAACGUCCGCCGCCCUGGCGACGUCGCUCCUGUCUGACACGGCGGACGAUAGCGAUGAGGAGGACGAGGAGGACGACGUGGAGGAGGGCGACGAGGCCUACCUACCCGCGGGGAGGAGCUACCAGAUGGGCUACACGACGGCCCCGCAGUACGACCAGGGCUACCAGUACCGCUACCACCGCGCCAAUGGGUACUGGGGGCCUGGUCCCGGCCCUCAGCCAUCGCCCCCGGCACCGGCGGGGUACUACCGCCAGGACGUGGUGACCGUGCACGGCCCCAACGCGGUGCCGCCCCCGCCCCAGACGCCGCCGCCGCAACCCGUGGCGCCCGGCCCGCAGCAGCAGCAGACCAUUCGGUGUGACGAGAAUGGCAAAUCGUACCUGGACCUAGGCAGCAGUUACCCUGUGAAUAGUGUCAACCACGUGAACCAAAUGGCCAAGUGUUGUGACGGCAGUCGGACUAGUUGGUGCUCGCGGGGGCCGGGCCCGGGUGGACCGGGCUCGUGCUACCGCCAGCGACGCCUGGCCGUGCUCAACCUGUCCAUGUGCAAGCUGGGUCGCUACCGCCAGUUUUCUGACCCUUCCCUCCGCCGCUCCGUGCUCAUCUGCAACACGCUGCGGCUGCUGGAGCGCGAGAUGGAGCAGGACGGCUGCUUCUUCAACUCGCCGGCGCAGGCUGCGCAGCCUGCGCAGCACGGCGGCAUGGGCAACGCGGGCAACGCGCGGGAGCAGUGCGGUCCGUGCCCGCAGGCCGCCAGCCCCGUGCAGCACAACGCCAACCAGCCCCAGCAGCCCCAGCAACCCCAGGCCGUGGUGGCGGGCCCCGGGCCGCUGCCGCCCCACGCCUACCACCAGCAGUUUGUGGAGGCGCCCCUCGGCGUGCCCGGCAACGGCCACGGCUACCCCCCCGCCACGCCGUACCGGGUGCCUGAGCCCACGGCGUACGAGCAGAACUUCCGAGAGCUGACCACCCUGACCGCCCCCCUGCGGCCAACGCCCUUCCCCAGUCCGGCCCAUCCGGGCUGCGACAGUGAUUCUGGCCUCGGCGACGACGACACGACCCGCGGCAUCAACUGGGGCUCGGUGCUGUCGCUGUCCUCGCAGUCAGAUCUGGACCCGCUCAACAACAACGAGCUCUUCCCCGCGUCGCCGACGCCCUCCCCCUCCCCGCCCUCCCCCGCGUCCUCGGGCCACUCCAACUCCGACUCGCUGGGGCUCCUCGGUGACGAGGACCUCGGCCACGAGUUCGACGAUUUCUUGCCGUCGUGGAAGCUGACCCCGCUGAGUGCGGACGACUUGCUGAAGAGCGUCCCCUGUGGGCCUUGCGGACCCUGUGCACCUGUCGCCAAUGUGAACCACGCUGGCGAGGGCGAACUAGACUCUUUAAUGCAUGUCCUCGUGGGCACGUAGGAGCGGCUGCAUUCGGGCCAACGCCCAAAACACUCUUUAAAACAAAGUACCUGCUUUUUUUUCUAUAAAAUCAAAUUCCAACCUUAUUGUUUCAUAGUAAAGGAUGUUCUAAUUUUCUUUCUCGUUUCUAGAUUUUUAAGAAUUAAUGUUGUUGAGCUGCGCUACCUGUCAGUGAAAGCAAAGUCGUCUUGUUAAGUGCAGAGGUUGUGAGGGGGGAUGCCCCAACUUGUUAAACAUACUCAUACUGGACUGACUUUUAUCUUGCCGGGUAUAUGUUUUUAAUUUGUUGUGUUGAUCAUACUUCACAACAUGCCUGUAUUUGGGAGGAAGUCCAUGAUAUAUGUGAUUUGCGUGGUCUCAGAAAUAUUUUGGGAUUGAAGUGAUCUUGCCUUGUAUUGUUGCCUUCUAUUUGAAUUUAUUUAAUUUUCUGGUACCUGAAGAAAAAUGUAGAAAAGCUUUGAGACAAUGUUCAUAGCCACUGCAUUCUCUUCUGCAGCUCUUAUCAUAUUAUUUGACUGAUCAGUUUUCAUACCGCUUGCAGAAUAUUUUGAUAUGUCUUAAUUUGUUUUUAAGCUUUUGAAGAAGUCACAGUCUUUUCCUCUAAGGAAAAACUGAUCACUCAAAAGUCUGCUGUGCGCUCAAUCAUUCUCUUAAGUUUAAAUUAUCUCACUCACUGGCUUAUGUUUUUCUUGUUUAGUUAAGGAUUGAAUGCCAUGGAAGUUACUGUUGAGGCCAUAUGGCAAUCAGACAUUAAUAUUUUAAUUUGCACUCUCCAAAAUUAUUUUGUAUACCCAAAAGUACAGUAACAUGUAAGAAGUGAGACUAUAUUUUUUUUAAAAAGGCAAACUGGACGUAACUCAUGUAGGAGAAAUCGAAUGUUCAGUGUUUGUUGGCCAACAGCUGGCAGUGGUAUAUUUGUGGAAACCAAUGAUUUAAUCUUUACAAGUUCCCUCAUUUACUUUGCUGCUGUUUCAACCACAAAUUUUUAUUUACAGUUUCAGUUUUUCUUUCAUUUGCUCUCUGUGAGUAAAGAAAGGGCAGUUCUUCUUGGUUUGAAACUAACUAAAUUAGUAAUGGCUAAAUUCUACCAAAUAUUUCUGCAAGUAGGAGUGAUGCAUCAGCAAUGGAUAUGGAUUACUUAAUUGGAAAUCACUUAUGAUCUCAUUUACAUGAAAUGACGUAACUUAAAUCUAUUGAACUACAAUUGUGUCCAUUCUUAUACUCAUUUUUUGUUGUUGUUUACUUAAUUUUAAAUCAUUCACAUAUUAGGCGCAGCAAAGAUAUAAUAAGUUUCCUGUGACCUCAAAAUAUGUCCCAGGUAACAUUUACUUACCAAGCCAUUGUGAUGACUUAUUUACUUCUGAUUUCAAAAUCAAUGGUUGUGGAAUGUCCCUUUCAUUUGUAGGUAAAACAAACAAAACGGUUCUUUGUGUUCUUGGAGUAGCUCUAUGUAAAUAGUUGUGUUAUAUAUAUUAUUUAUAUAUAUACACACACAUAUAUUAAAAACAUAAAUAUAUAUAUAAUUAUAUGUUAUAGUUGAAGUUUUUUGUGCGGAGACUAGCGAUGUGCUUAGUGUUUAGAGUUGAUGCCCAAAGCAUCCAUACGGUGCCCUUGUAUGCUAUACUAUUUAUGUCAUUUUCUUUGUGUUCGAAGAAAGAAAUUCAAAAUCUAAUCCUUUUUUCAGUCAGUAAUCUUUAUGAAGGCUCAUGUCAAAGCAUACAAUGUUGGCUCAAGUCAGUACCGCCGUAUUGUACUUCUAGUCCUUUCGCGCGCCGGUCUCCGUACUCAAAGAACACAAAGAACCGGUCCUUGUAGCCCACACUUAAAAGCGUCCGUGGUUGUUUCACUAAAAAAAAUAUCGUAUUUCGGUAUUUAUUGUUUUAGCUCAGGAUAUAUACGUCAUAUUUUAAUUGUCAUGAAUAGGUUUAUGACGUUUAUAGUGUUCUCAUGACAGAUCGAUGCAGUUCAUUUCUCCAAUAGUUCAAAUGUGGUUGAAAACCGGCCAUAGUCUAAAGCUAUUAGUGUCAAGCAUCUGUUUUUCUUUAUCUCGGUGUUUGUGUGUUCGGUCAUAGCAAUAGGUAACAACAGUUUGCAAAGUGCAUUCACUGGCUGUGAUGUCAAAAGGGAUGUAGUGUGUAAGUGCUAAGGGAGGAAUUUGUAGAGUACUAAUUAUGCAUUCUUGUGCCAUAAACAAAUAAGCAAGAAGAACAGCCUUCUUCGUGCUCAAUUAGUUCUUGCUCGCCGAGACAUGACACUAACACUGUCAUUAGUGGAUUUUAAAUCAUGAUUCAAAUUGUGUAUGGUUCUUGUGAUUGAUAGGUGCAAUGCUGAUGAAAUUUUUUGUGGAUUCAGAUUGGCGUUUCCUCAGGAAGUAUUUGGUUUCAUUAAGUGCUUUCUCUGCACUGUCAAUACCAAUUUUGUCACAGCUGUUUAAAGCCUCAGUUGGGUUCAAGUAUUGUCUCUUAUCAGAUUUUGUCUUAUUAACUGAAAAAUUUGCCUCUAUUGUGAUGCGACAUAAAUUACCAUAGUGUUGAACCAUAGCCAAUUGGGAAUCAUGGACAGCAUUUGCAGUUGGAGAAAUGAAGUGUUUGUUAGUGGGUGUCAGCCUUCCAACACGGUGGUCGUGAGCGAUACAGAUUUUGCUGUGAUACUUGUGUUGUACAAUUAAUUAUUAAUUUGUAAAGAAAUAGUAAUGUCAAUAAAUUUCUAUGAUAGGUGUGAAUGGGAGAUGAGAUGUGUGUGUGUGUGAGACUAGGAGAGAAUGAUGUUGCAAUAAUUAUCCAUAUUAUUGAGUAGAGAAAUUUUUAUUAACAUUCUGAUUAUUAGAUGAUUUACCAGUAAGUACACUGCUGAGUAUUGAAUCAAUAAACUGAACCAAGUUUCUGUAAAACUGA
Messenger RNA from Thrips palmi, 4714 nucleotides. RefSeq lists its product as uncharacterized. NCBI's taxonomy places the organism in Eukaryota, Metazoa, Arthropoda, Insecta, Thysanoptera, Thripidae. The record is from RefSeq and is a predicted model, not a curated record. Gene Ontology annotation, cellular component: nucleus. Gene Ontology annotation, molecular function: transcription regulator activity.